Messenger RNA from Psylliodes chrysocephalus, 621 nucleotides. The record is from the annotation of a GenBank genome assembly. Lineage: Eukaryota; Metazoa; Arthropoda; Insecta; Coleoptera; Chrysomelidae.
AUGUUUCGCCAAUGUAGAAUAAUUAAUAGAUUUAUAAGAAAUUUUAGAGUACCAAUUAGUUAUAAAUCAAAUAAUUUUCGAAAAUUAGUUAAAAUCGGGGAAGUGUCAUUAAUAGUUUGUACGCAAACCAUUUACGCCUCAAAAAUGGGAGACGAGUCUACAGAAAAAUUAGAAGAUGAUAUUACGAAAGCAAUUCAAGAAGGUGAAGUCGCUACUAUAAAUUUAAUGACCCAAUUAAAAGAUUUUGUAGUGGGGACAAGUGAGGACUAUCGAAAAUGUAUUAAACAACAAAUAGAAAUUAUGAGAAAAGCAUCUUAUAUACACGCCGGACCUCACUCUGAAGUUUAUGAUGAGUUACCACAGUAUAGAACUUUAGCUAACGAACUAAAAAAGCAAUUAUCAGAACACUGUGCCUUAUUUAACACAUUGGUCAACAUGGCCAAAAUUAAGAAUACAGAAUUGCUUAAGGAAUGCAAGGUAGGAGAACAAAUGACUGAAUUUCAAGCCUUGCAAAGAAUAGUUGAGAAAGAAAUGGAGCUAAAUUCCAAAUGCGAAAAGGAGCUGCUACAAGUAUUUACUGAUAGUAUUUUAAAUGAAGUUUUAUUUGGAUCCGUAGAUUAG